Linum trigynum is the source of this 3531-nucleotide messenger RNA. Lineage: Eukaryota; Viridiplantae; Streptophyta; Magnoliopsida; Malpighiales; Linaceae. The record is from the annotation of a GenBank genome assembly.
UCAAAUGUAAUCGAUCCACUUUCAAUAUAAGGUUGGUAUGUUUUCCCCCUUCAAUACUAAAAGAGAAAAUUCAAUUGCAAUUUUAAUUCAAAUUUCAAUUCGGGCAUGUGUUGUUGUGGUAUGAGCCAAACCGUUGUGGAUAAAACAAAUGAGACAGACAGUUGUGGACAAAAAAUGAAUCAAAAGCAUGUUCGGUUCAUUUGUUACGACAGUGUUCGAUCUCGUUUCACUUUCGUUUCAAUGUUCCUUGUAUACCUAAUAUAAUUUGUAUGAUCGAUCCUUGGACCGACCAAAUCAAACUAUAUUUGAUUUGAUUCAGUUCGAUUCAAAUAUUGAUUCGAUAUAGACUGGACGGUUGCACACCCUACUCAAUUGAAUACUCAUGAUUCGAGUUUGGCUCAAUUAUUGGGAAAUUGAGAUAAUUUAGUUAGAAAAACUUCAAAAAAAAAGUAAUUUAAUGUAAAUCAACCACUUAUGUAGUGGUGAACUUCCUUCCUUGGACCGACCAAGGAUGGUAACUAAGCGAACUAUGUAGUAAAUCUAUCUAGUGGACUGAAAACCCAAAACGACAAAAGAAAACAGUACGUGGAUAACUGGCCCACAGUGGAGUGGGUAAAGAACAAGAAAGAAAUAAAUAAACGGACCAGGCGGGCCCAAACUUAAAUUCCCCCCGACCCACGGGCCCACUGCCACGGCCUGAAAAUCGCCACCUGGCUUCGUGGCUUUCAACUGAGGUGGGUCCCACUUCCCCACGUCCGUCCCCGUCCUCUCUUCCUUUUCACCUUCUUCGCUCUCGCUCCUUCUUCAAUUGUCCAGUCAUCUCUCUCUCCUUUCCUUCCGUUCCAUUCCCAUCCACGCCUAAAACGAGCCCUUCUUCUUCCAUCUUUCUCUCUUUCCGUCACCUAACCCGAAUCGAAAUUCAAUUCGAAUCAAACCCACAUUUCUGAUUCAUUGCUCGCUGUAUCUCUCUCUGUCUCACUGCAUUGUUGAAAUCUUUGCUCGAUCAGAUCCACCCCACUAGUCUUGCUGUGGUUACCGUUGUUGGGUGGUUCCUUUACUACCUCUACUUGUUGUUCUCUCAGCCGGAAACCCAAUUGAAAGGAGAAAGGAGGAAUACGCGACGUGGUCGUUCCCGGGUAAAUAAAUCUUACUAGCUCCGCGCCAUUUUUUUUUUUGUUUGUUGCUUUUAGGGUUCUUCGCGGGAGGAGAAAACAAAAAUGAAAAGGUUUCCCCUUUUUCGCGGGGGUUUAUACGGGUGAUAAUUAUGGAUAGACCCGUUUGGCUGUUUUCUCCAGUUUUGAUCCGGCAAUGGCAGCCUGUUCUUUUUGUGUUCUGUUGAUUUGCCUUAACCUUCAAUUCCUCCGCCGGUUUUAAAAAAAAUUCUGUUAUUGGGGCUUGGGAUGGUUUCCUUCUGUUUCUCUCGCUUGAGUGGUGCUACUGAGUCUUGAGCUAGGCCAGGCUCCUUUCGAAGUUCAUUUGGGGCUGGUUUUCGUUACUUUUUUCCCCCCAGAUUCUGUUUAAGGCUGCAUUUUGCUCAUUUAAAGUGUAUGUACGGCCUGAAGUUGUCUGUUCUUUUUGCUUCGGAUUUGGACAAAUUAUUGUCCUUUGUUCUGCGCUAUCUCUAAGCUAAAUUAUUGUGAGUGCAAUGUUCUGCGGAUUUGAGGUUGGCCAAGUUUGAGAGUAUUACUGCUAGAGACUCCAGUUUAAGAAUGCUUAAUGGUUUUUGUAGUUUUUCAUGAAAAGGGGUCGUCUUAAACGCAUUAGGAAAUAGGAACUAAUUGCCAAGGUUCAAUCAUGACUUACAUAUAAGAUCAUCACUGCAAUGCUUAUAGGCGAGGGAAAGUUUAUGAUGGAAUGAUUAAAAGGGCAUAGAGUAUCUUGCUUUUCCUUAUGUCUACCCAACUGCCCUCUGGACCCCUGCUAUCUUUAUACUUACCCCACCUUUCAAGUUUUCUUGGGUUGGUCUAACUCUACCUCCUUUAUCUUAGCCAGGGGAGAAUUGGCACUCAAGCAAAAUACUGGACCAUCACUAGGGAAGAUCUGGGUUAUAAUAUGCUUCCAUAGGGUGUAGGAUUCUGUGAAGCUUGGUAGAAGAUGGCAUUUUACUCAGAGGAGGAUAACGCAGAUGAUUACCUGUUCAAGAUAGUAUUGAUUGGUGAUUCCGCUGUUGGGAAGUCGAAUUUGCUGGCCAGGUUUGCAAGAGACGAGUUCUAUCCUAAUUCGAAAUCUACCAUAGGGGUCGAAUUCCAAACUCAGAAGAUGGAUUUCGAUGGUAAAGAAGUUAAAGCACAGAUCUGGGACACUGCUGGUCAGGAGCGGUUUAGAGCUGUUACAUCUGCUUAUUACAGAGGUGCAGUUGGAGCACUUGUGGUGUAUGAUAUCAGUCGACGCCAAACUUUCGAGAGCAUUGGCAGAUGGCUCAAUGAACUUCACACUCACUCCGACAUGAAUGUAGUAACAAUACUCGUGGGCAACAAAUCGGACCUCAAGGAAGCUAGAGAAGUGACCACAGCAGAGGGAAAGGCUUUAGCAGAGGCACAAGGUCUGUUCUUCAUGGAAACUUCUGCUCUCGACUCCUCCAAUGUGACAGCUGCUUUCGAGACGGUCGUGAAGGAGAUCUACAAUAUAUUGAGCCGGAAAGUCAUAUCUCAGGAGCUCAAGAAACAGGAUGCCCCCGAGAUGGGGGAUGGGAAGACAGUGGUUCUACAGAGAGAUGGUGAACAAGGCGGUGAAAAUGCUGACGGUGAGGCACCUAAACAAGGUGCCGGUGGGUGUUGUUGAUCAAUUCAGGUUUAGGGAAGGAUUAAGGAAGUCUCUUUUGUUUGUGAUUAGAUGUUUAACAUUCGAAUGAGUUAUCUGUGUUGCCCCCCGCCCAAAACCCUAGAAGCCACUUAUGAAGAAAGUAGGGUUCUUCUUCUUGUUCUCCAUCGCAGUUGAUUUGGAGAUAUCAGUGUUGUUCAUAGGAGUGGGCAAAAUGUAAAUGAGAUUAUUAUCUGAAGAACGGGUUCACAAAUGAUUAUGAGAUUCCUUUAAUGUUCUGUAGUGCUCUGUUGCCCUUCUCUACUUAAAUUAUGCAUAAAUUAGUUUCUCUUACUUGGUUUACUUGGUUUUCUAAUCGUAGUAAGGUCUUGUGUUUGAUUCUUCAUAUAUGAAUUCUGAACCCUCUACAAGUUGUUGCAUUUAGGUCUUCGUGCAUAUUGUGCGAUUGUGCUAAGUAGGGAUGAGAUGUUUGUGAGUUCAUGUGGUGCAUUAUCUAUCGAAUGAUUUUCAUUAAUUUUCAAAGAUAUAACUAGUAUUGGCUUAAAAAUGCACAAUUGUGGGUUUUUAAUACCAAAUGUUGUACGAUCUAGUUAGUAUAUGUAUUCACUAAUUCCUUUCAAGUGAGAUCUUUUUGGUCGGUCGAUUUAUAAUUGUGUAAUGUGUUAUGAUGUUGUUUAUUUUCUUUUAGUGGGAUCUUGUGUUGUGUCUAACUAGUCUUCCUUGCAUAGCUAUGACCAAAAGUGUAAUAAUUAAUAAUUAUUGAAAUGUUAA